GGAGACGAGGGGAUCCACACCCACUGCAUCAACGCAUUGCUCCAGCCGACAACAUGGCAGCCGGAUGCAAACCCCAACAGCUUCCUCUUGAGCGCGGCGGAGGUCAGUCGGUUAUGUGACCAGACCCUCGAGGUUCUGAAAUCCCAAGAGAUGGUCCUGCGACUGCGCGCUCCCAUCAAGGUCUACGGGGACAUCCACGGGCAGUUCCUGGACCUGAUGCGGCUUUUCGCCAGGUAUAAAGCCCCGUGGGAUGGAGAAAAUGGUGACAUCGAGUCGAUGGACUAUCUCUUCCUUGGCGAUUACGUGGAUCGCGGUGCCUUCUCGCUGGAGACCGUUUGCCUCCUCUUCUCUCUGAAGGUGAAGUAUCCCAACCAGAUACACUUGAUCCGGGGGAACCAUGAGGACCCGACCAUCAAUGCGAUCUACGGCUUCCGGGACGAGUGUCGGCGCCGCUUGAACGAGGAGCCCGAGGAUCCGGAGUCCUGUUGGAACAAGUUCAACCGGGCCUUCGAAUGGCUGCCGGUUGGAGCCGUGAUUGAAGAUCGGAUCCUCUGCCUUCAUGGAGGCAUCGGUGGUUCGGUGAACAACGUGGCAGAAGUUCGAACCAUGCAAAGGCCCCUGCACGUGGCCCAGAUACCUCAGACGCCGUUUGAGCAACGGAUUACGGACCUACUGUGGAGUGAUCCAUCAGACAAUGACUCGGUUCCCGGAGUGUCUCUCAACGAGACUCGCGACCCGGAUGGAACUGGCCGCAUUGUGAAGUUCGGCCCGGACAGAGUUGAGGAGUUUCUGGAGAAGAACAAGCCUUUGUCGAUGAUCAUCCGAGCACAUGAGUGCGUCAUGGAUGGCUUUGAGCGCUUUGCCAACGGAAAGCUGAUCACCGUGUUCAGUGCCACGGAUUACUGUGGGCACCACAAGAACGCGGGCGCGCUCCUUUUUGUACGGCGCGACCUGACCGUCGUGCCGAAGCUGAUCUACCCUGUCGAGCGCCAGCAGAUGAUGUGGGACCCCGCGGUCAUGCAGCAGAGACCUCCUACGCCCCCUCGACCAGUGCCAAGGGCAAGGAAACUUGGCGAGGACGAGCCUGGCAUAGAUUGGUGA
Symbiodinium necroappetens is the source of this 1101-nucleotide messenger RNA. NCBI's taxonomy places the organism in Eukaryota, Dinophyceae, Suessiales, Symbiodiniaceae. The record is from the annotation of a GenBank genome assembly.